Molecule: messenger RNA, 693 nt
Organism: Tetrahymena thermophila SB210
Lineage: Eukaryota; Ciliophora; Oligohymenophorea; Hymenostomatida; Tetrahymenidae
Product: kinase domain protein
Exons: 1
Biological process (GO): mitotic DNA damage checkpoint signaling; protein phosphorylation
Cellular component (GO): nucleus
Molecular function (GO): ATP binding; protein serine/threonine kinase activity
Source: RefSeq, a predicted model, not a curated record
AUGUAUGAUCGUACUUUUAGGUAAGACCAUACCUAGUUGAAGAAUUAUGAUUUAAAUGAAGUAAGGAAUUGUGCCAAACAAGUAGCUCUAGCCUUGCAUUAUCUCCACACUGAAUUACAUGUAUCUCACAAUGAUAUUAAACCAGAAAAUAUAAUAAUGUUUGAUAAAAAUCUUUUUAAACUAGCAGAUUUUGGAUAUGCAAAAUAGAUAGAAAAAACUUUAAUUUAUUCUUCAGAUUUAUAUAAUAAAUGGAAGUAUAGAUGCAGGGAGUACAUGGCGCCAGAGCUCAUACAAAUAGUUAAUAACAAUGUUGCAAUUAAUAAUAAAAAAAUACUCACAAACAUAUUGAAUAAUUGUUAUAUAGAUGAAGUUAAAACUGAUGUUUUUGCCUUUGGUAUGAGUAUAUUCGUAAUGAUCUUUAGCGUUUUGCCUUAUAAGACUCAAGAAGGAGCAUUUUUUGAAGAUGAAAUAUUUUAGUACCUUGACAAUAAAAGCUCUUACGUAUCAUUUUGGAUGAACUUUAAAGACAUCUUAAAUGAGUUUGAAAAGGAAGAAAAAGAAAGGCAGUAAAAUUAUGGAAUUGAACAUUUAAAAGAUUUACUAGAAAAUAUGCUAUGUCAUAACCCAUCAGAAAGAUUUAAUACACUUUAAAUAAUAACCCACCCUUGGUUAAAUGAUACAACUAAUCCUUGA